Molecule: messenger RNA, 1264 nt
Organism: Brachypodium distachyon (stiff brome)
Lineage: Eukaryota; Viridiplantae; Streptophyta; Magnoliopsida; Poales; Poaceae
Exons: 6
Coding region: 260-949 (229 amino acids)
Source: RefSeq, a predicted model, not a curated record
ACCCCUCUCGCGCAAACAAACGUUCCCCAAUUAAUUCCGUUCCUCCCCUCCCCCAAGAACACAACUCAAGCGCACGGACGAGCCAAGAAACGAAUCUCUCCUUCGCCGCCGCCGAGGAACACGCCUUCCUCCCCCGGAGCACGCCACGAGCUCGCCCUCUCUCCUCCCCGCCGCUGGACCGUAGCAGAAAGGAGAUCGAUCCGGAGCGAUUUCUUGCGUUGGACAUUUAUAGUAGAACAAGAAAGGGUUCUGUUCUGCCAUGGCUUUCCCAGCUCCAGCAGCUGUUUUUCUGGAUGAGAACCUGCCAAUUCAUAGAGGCAAGAGGGUUGAUGGGCUGAAUGCCAAGCCUCUGAAGCCAUCAGCUAAGCCAUCAGCAAGGAAGGCCCUGAGGGAUGUGUCCAACACCAGCAAGCCCCCAGUGCCUAACAUUUCUAAAGGCACUGCUUUGAAGGACAGGUCCGUCCUGAAAGAGAAGUCUACUCUGCGCAGCCAAGAAGCCAUUAAGAAGAACCCAGUGAAGAAGGCUACAAUCUUUGCUGAUGAGGCGACAAAAAAAUGUCAUGAAUGGGCUAAGGAUGGUGUUGAGAGCACCCACUUCACUGGGAAUGAUGCUCAGAAGUUGGACAAUGACAAGCUAGACAAACGCGUCAAGAAGAAAGUGGAGAAAAUAAUGUCAGCAUUGCAUGACUGGCCAGAUGCAAUAUUUGAUCCUGUGGUGUUUCCAGCUAAGACAAUUGCAACAUUUUAUGAAGAAGUAAAUGGUCUGGAACUGGAGCCUGAGAUUCUUCCGGACAUCAGUAGGCGUCUCUCAAGUUCAGGUGAUCUUUCAAAGCUGGCUGAAGAUUCUUUUGGUGAAACUGAGCUUGACAAUUACCUAUUCCUGGAGAACAAGCCUAUUCAGUUUCAGCUGAAAGACGAGACUAGUUGCCAUCCUUUGAGCCUGAAAUGAACUGAAGAAUCUCUGUCCACCUGAAAACUCCAAACUCUUGUUUGUUUGUCAGUGUCUUUGCAAUGCUGCUUGCCCAGGAUCAGUUUAAUGUAGUAUUAGAAUGUUAGAUGUUGUUCUGCCAUCUGUCCUGUUUGUUUUGGCUUAGUUUGCAGUCAGUGAUGUGCAAAUGUGGCAGUGUAAGAAUUGAAGAUGCCGCAGAAAAUUUAGGUUCCUGUGUUGGUUUGAUCUCCAAUAUCCAGCUUGCUCCAUGUUCUGAUCUCUGAACCCUGCCUUGUUGGGGAUUAGGAUGAAUUUAGGGGAAAAUGAACUACCACC